AUGGGCCCCAGGAGCGUCAAGGACGCAACCCGCUUCACGUCCACCAUCCCCCACGCAACUUCAAAGACGGCCACCGGCGGGUCCGCUGUUGCGCCCAAGGUGCCGCGCAUCCCAGGCGAGACUCCCGAGCAGCGCGUGAGGAGAUUGCGGCAGGCGCACCUCGCUGCGCAAAAGGCGCAGAUCAGCAAGACGGACAAGUUCAUCGACGCCUCCCGGAGGUUCCUCGAUGUUGCGCACCGGUGGACCGUCGGAGGCAUCGUGAUAUUCACAGCCGUCGCCGGUGUCGUCUCCAUCUACUCCGUAUGGGACAUGCUCCGAUACAACCGCGCCCGCCGCGCCGAAUGGGUCGAGGCCCAGAAGCAACUUGAAGCCGACGAGCUUGCCAGCGCCCGUCUAGCCUACCUCAAGGGUGAGGCCACAGAGGAGCAGAUUCUCCUUGUCGAAGAGGCCAACCGUGAGGCCGAGGCCAAGGGCGAGAAGCUACCACCCCUGCUGGCCGCCCCCUCGCACCGCACACACUUUGAGGAGAAUAUCAAGCCUGCUCUCGAGGGCAGCAAGAAGGAGGAGGAGACCGCAAAGACGGGGGGCAAGGAGGAGGAGGGCGAGCAGGUGGGUUCGUCACAGGAGCGCCUGGGCUAUGAGAGCCUGAGCGAGGAGGACGAUGCCACAGGUGUGCGAGACAGCGAUCUGGUGCGCUCAAUCGAAGCCAAGGCACAGCAAGCCUGGGAGAAGGAGAAGGAGAACCAAAGGACGGGUGGCAGCCUGGACCAGCUAGGCCUCGAGACGGCGGGAGGCCAAUCCUCUCAGAAGAAGUCCUGGUGGAAGUUCUGGUGAACUGCAGCAAGAGAAUUGGAAAGACCAAAAGACAAGGUAAGGGACCAGAGGGAUGGUGUACGUCACACGGUCACAAAAAAGAAGAGUGUAUCAUAUCGUGUAGAUUGGCAGUGCAUUAGACGGCGUCGGGGACCAUCUUGUAUGUACCAUUACGGGGAAACAAGCCCUACUUUACCAU
Fusarium vanettenii 77-13-4 is the source of this 1012-nucleotide messenger RNA. RefSeq lists its product as uncharacterized. The transcript is spliced from 3 exons. The record is from RefSeq and is a predicted model, not a curated record. NCBI's taxonomy places the organism in Eukaryota, Fungi, Ascomycota, Sordariomycetes, Hypocreales, Nectriaceae. The coding region runs from base 1 to 834 and encodes 277 amino acids.